Molecule: messenger RNA, 5214 nt
Organism: Vitrella brassicaformis
Lineage: Eukaryota; Vitrellaceae
Source: the annotation of a GenBank genome assembly
CUACAUGCCAUAUGUCGGCCGGCAUGUGUCUGUCAGAGUGUCUGCGUAUGUGGGGACACUAACAGCACAAUGUCCCAGUCAAUGAACAUCGCACACAAGGCUGUCUGUCUGUCUGUCUUGUCUGGCUAUCGAUCGCCCUCUUGGCUUCAACCUCUACACCCAUUCACUCCUCCGAUCUGACUCAAUCGACCACACCAAAAACACCACCACACACAAAAACGGCCAGUGUGCUCCUUACGUCAGACCACGUCAGGUCACAUCCACGUCAGAGACUGCACAAGGUAGGAUCGGGGUGAGCGAGGCCGCUCCCUCCAGGCCCGCCCACCGUGAUGGCCAUGCCCAUGAAGCGCAGGGAAGGACCUGGCCGAUGUCGGCCGAUACCAAUCCACACCACCACCACCACCACCUCUGUCGGUGUCGCCAUGUGGAGCUGACCCUGCCCCUGCCCUUCUCUCCUCGCCAUCCUGCUGCUGCCGUGCUUCUGGUCCAUUAUCUGCCAUCAGUCGAGCACCGACAGGCUCGCUCACUCCCCUCGUCAGGGUGAUGCCGUCACACUUGGGGUAGGUGCUGCAUCCAUGGGGCGGAUCGGCGCACGCUUCGCUGGCACUCGCUGCUGGCUGCUGUGGCCGUGGUAGUGGUGGUAGCAGGUCCGAUGAUGACGACUCGGGCUGGGUUAUCGGGGGAGGGGGUGAGGAGGGCCCACCACCGGGACUCUGUCUGAGGAGCUGUGCGAUCCAGCGACGCCCCUUCUGGCGAAUCUUUCCCACCAGACGGCCCGUUGCCGCGCGAAGAGGUGGGGCGGGGGCCGCAGCAGACGGGUCACUCGUCGGCUGAUACACACGCCACCAGUCUGCACGACCAAACACACCACACACCAGGAGAGAGAAUUGAGGACAUAUUAGCAGCUUCCUCCUCUCUUUUCUCUAUGUGUGCUGCACACCUGAGGCCACCGCAGGCGACGCAGCUGUCGAGGGCAGCGCGGCCGGGGAUGCCUGUCCCUCAGGCGACGACUGAGUCAGCUGCACCAUCCGGAAGCGAAAAUGGACUCGCCGCUUCCGGAAGACACUGGCAGAGUUGCUCCACCGAAACGUGUAGCGCACCAGAGGCCGCGAGGGCAGGGACGGGGAGAGGGGAGACAUGUCAGGCCCUGGCACAGAGACGGCAUGGCGAGGGGGGAGGGGGGGCAGCAGCAACGGGCCACCCAUCCCGUCAGCUCUCUCUUGCUCCGCCGGAGCUCGUGGUGCUGGUGCCGCUGUGGCAGCUGUGGCGUCGCUCUCCUCUUCCAGCCGGCCGCCCUCCACCAUCAGCUGGAAGGAGGGGCCAUCGGUGUCACCACUACAAGCAGCAAGGCCAGGCCACGACCGAGACCGAGACAGCGACCGACGCGAGGGAGCGCCGUGCAGAGGGGCGGGGAAAGGUGCCGGUUGCUCGGCUAUGAUGGAUAGCAGAGAGGGCGUUGAGGGGGCGUGUGUGGGCAGGGAGGGCGAGCGAGGGACGGGCUCGCACGGGUAUGACUUGGAUCGUCUCGUCAGCCAUCGUGGGCGCCGUUCCACAGCAGAGGCCGACAGCGACAUCGGGCCGGUCGACGCCAGCAGCUUGCUCGGUGCCUCGUCGACCGCCCUGCUCUUGUCUCUCGCUGAGCUCUUGCUCUCAUCGCUCGUGUGAUGGGCGGGCUCGCUCGCUGAGGGCUUCGAUGCAGGCCGCAGCCACCCCGUUGCCCACGACGGCCGCCUCCCAGGCAUGUCAUCAUUCUCACCCAUCACGCCGGUGUCCCCUCCUCCUUUGUCAUCGCUGCUGUGCGGGCCCCACACGAGGCCGCGAUCGGCCGGGUCGUCGCCAGUGAGACCUACCACAUAGGCCAGUGGGUGGUGGAAGCAGCCCUCCACGGCCCCAUCGAUGGCACGGUGGCAGGCCAGUGGAUGCACCAGCACCGCAGGAUCGCCAGCAGGGGUAGAGGGGGAAAGAGACCCAUCGGUUGACAUCAUUGACGUCUGCGGCUGGUCUGCUGCUGACGCAUCCGGUGGUGCUGCUGCUGGUGGUGGUGGUCGUUCGGGCAGCUGCUGGGAAACGUCGUCUCCUUUCUGCUCGUGAUCAGAUGUGGGUGGGAGAGAAGGCGGCCGUGCCUCGACCGACGUGGCGAUGAGCGAGCCGGCGAAGUCCUGAUCUGUCGUGGCGGUGUCGGCUGAUGCCUCGCCUGACGGGAAUGCGGGGGCGGGAAAGUGGGCCGGAGGGGAGGGGGUCGCCUCGCCGUCUCCAUAGUCAUGAUACGGUGAACCGUCACCCUCGCGGCUCUCGUGCUGCUCCCUGGCCUGUGGUCGCUGGUAGGUCUGGAUGGCUGCCCGGGCGAUGUUGGCUGGGGAGCUGGUGCUGGUGCUGGUGGUGCUGCCCUCGACGAUGAGGGCGGCGGUGACGGUGAAGUCGAUAUCGUGCUCGAGCAGAUCGAACUCCCACUCCACCUGAGAAAGAAGGACACACACACAGACACGCAGAGACCAAUGGUCAGGUCGCCGGCAAGAUUGAAUGCCGCAUGUCGGUCCUGUGUUUUCUGCCGCCUUACUUUGGCGAAAGGCGGGCAGACGCACUCGAGACAGACCACGGCAGCAGUGCCGGCCUCCACACCGAACGCCAGAGACCCAUCCCACUUUCCCUCAGGCCCCCCACCCACCACCAGCCGCUCAGACGAUCUCCGCCCCUCGUCUGGGGCGGCCUCACCCGUGCUGACCGGCGGCACAAACAGUCCCCUGCCCAUGUCGAACAUAGCCGAGAUGCCGCCUGUCAACAGAUCUGCAGCUUGUUGGGCGUAAAGCAAAGUGGGAUGCAUUGCCGGGCUCACAGGCUCGCUCGUGGAUGCGGUCGACCGACGAUGGUCUGGAAAGUGGCUGGUAGGUGGCGAGGGCAGGUGAGGGGCAGGAGGCCCUCGCUGUGAAGGGAAGCCCAGGUCAGCCACAGGCAGGGUCGAUGCCUCGCCGUCGUCCUGCCCGGCGCUGCAUCCCGGCAGCGAUACGUUGCUGAUCUCUCUUGGCGUAGCGAAGUUGGAGUGAGGCUCGGCCUCUUUCCACGCAUUACUGUCGCUCUCAGUGACGGUCUCGAGCGACGCCUCCCCCUGGGGACGCUCCUGGCUCACCACAGACACUUCGCUGGCCUCUGCGGAUCGUGUGCGGGCGGUGAUGCUGUUGGUGCGGGCGGGCCGGAAGAGAUUGCUGAUUCGCUCGCCCAGUCCCGGCCCGCUCGUGAAGGCCGCUGGGUGUACUCCCGACGGUGGUGGGAUGGGGACAGCGUCGCGGGGAGAUGGCCCAGAGGUGAAGAAAGAGGGGUAGACGUCGACGUGGCCUUUGGCUGCGAUCCACGCUGUCACAAAAUCCGGGCCGAAGUCGCGGAUGGGGAGUGACUUGAGGAGGGAGGGAAGGGUCGGGGGGCCGGGGGGUUUGGUGGCCUUGGUGGUGGUGGUUGUUGGUCCUUUUGCCUGGUCUCCGGCUGUGGCAGCUGACGCAUCUGCUGCUGCUGGUUGUGGUGGUAGUGUGGGCGGGGUGAGGUGACACCACAAGUCAUGUCCGCACUGAUAAAGCGACUGCAGAUACUCGCGCACACGACCCUGAUGCGCAACACAUCCAUCAUACCAAAGAGUAAGAGAGUGAGUCCAUGACCUAUCAGUGAGUGAGCCUCUUUCCUCAAUCUACCCACCCGCAGUUCGUCGGCGGCCUUGUCGACGUCCAUUUUGCUGUCGCUGUCGUGACUCCCGCCCUCACCCUCACUGCCGCUGCCAUUUCUGGACGGCACGGCUGCGUACACAUAAGGCCCCUCCCUUUGCCGCCUCUCCUUGCCACUGGCAGGCGGCAAAGGGAACUGACCCGCAUACGGCCGACACACACGCAUCAGCUCCCUCACCCACCGUCUGUCAGCCUCGCUCGGGCCACAUUGCGACUGAAGCCGCGGCACCCACAGACCACCAGCACACCCUGCCGCCCUGGGAUGGCCCUUGGGCGACCGCUCGCCUUUGGAGCCGCUGUGGCUGGUCGGCCGAGGCACAGUUAUGGCUGCUGGUGGUGGCUCAAGGGGCAACCGCGGGGGCAGAAAUGGGGAUGGCGGGGACGAGGGCGCCGGGGGGACGGGUGGGGGUCGGGCAGCGGUGAAGUGCAGCCGCGCGUGGCCCUUGAAUGGCGGUGUGUGUGACGUGAGAUGGAGGUCGAGAGUCGCAUGGAUGGGGAGGGCCUUGACGAGCGGCCGCAAAGUGUCGUGUGAAUCGGUGACGCCCACCAGAAUGCCGUCAGUGAUGGACCGCUCCAGGAAGCCCUCCAGCCACGGCACCGGGAAGACCGGCAGAUGGAUGCCGCCAAAGGGAGAGAGGUGCGUCACAUGGCCAUCUCCCUCGCCAUUACCGUCUGCCGUCCUCUCGUGGCUGCACUGCAGGAGUUCCCCAAUGGCCAUUGUCCACCGCCAGACGUCAUAGCCGCUCGAACAGACCACCAGCCGCCCCUCGAGCAGCCCCAGCUUGACCACCCUGACCAGGUCGUCACCAAGCUGCUGCACCAGCCACAGCAAACGGCUCGCCCUGUGAGCGUCAAUCGACACGGAUGGCUGGGACCAAUCUGCAUCUGAGAAGCCCUCCCCAUCUGCUUCAUCGUCAUCGCAGCUCAGCGGCGGCAGGGUGGGGAACGACGGGCAUUGGAAAGGUUCAGACGGCAGCCGCCUGGGCGCCCGAGAGAGAUGGCCGGCGAGAGCCUCGAAGGACUGGAUGCCAAUCGUGCCGAUGAGAGCGUCCCGUUCGCUGCCUCCUGCCGCGCCGGUCGGCCGCCGCCUUCGCGCCAAGAGGUUGAUGAGAGGCAGCGGUGAGCUAUCGGGCGUGCAGCAGUGCCACGGUAGUGAGAAGGCGAAAGAUGCAUCGUCCUCAUCAGCCUCAUCGUCUUGAUGAGUGCCGUUGUUGUCCUGCUGGUCGGCUGCUGCCGUCCACUGCGAUAAGACCGCCGCUGCGUGGCGCCAGAGAGAGGUGUCCUGGAGGUAGGCGAGAAUGCUGAUGGGCCGGGUGGCCUGGAUCUGCCACCGUGCGUUGGCGGGAGGGCUCGUGCGCUCCAGGAUGAAGCUGAUGGUUGUGUCGGGCGUCUGGAGAUGCCCGCACAGCGCCGCGUCCGCUCCAUCUGUCAUCAUCUUUGUUCCUUGAAAAAGCUGCCGCACCAGCCCGCAUGACUAGGCUGCUCGAAGCGAGGAGACUCCUUCUCG